AUAAAUCAACCAACGAAAGAACGAUACUUGCAUACGAACAUAUCGAAGCAGAAGUAGAAACCUGACUCGAUAUUAGAAAAAGGUAAUUUUAUAGCAUUUUAUUCUUUAAAGUCGAAAAAGAAAAUACAUCAUGUGCAACGGAACGCAAACCGAGAUGUCCUGUGGACACGUCCUAACGCACUACAAGCAAUACUGCGACGAGGGACGCCGGAAACCGUGUCCGCAGCCUGAGCUCAGUGUACCGCGCGCUUACCUCGAGGACUCCUGCGCCGAGUGCGACCCCAUCUACACGUCGAACCUGGUCCGCCGCGAGCAUCGGGACCGGUACACGGAGCUCAUGGACCAGGUGUACGCGCAUAAGCGCGCAGGACACAUGGAGGAGGUGAAGCGGCUGUUGGAGCGUAUGGAGGUGGUGCAGCGCGCGGCGAACAUCGCGAUGGGUGAGAUGCGGUAUUUGUGCUCGUCUUCUGCUGAUGUCGAGUACCCCGGUGGUGGACCCGAUGCCAUAAUGCCUAGGGGCACGAGUAGGUGGGUUGAUGGCAAGUGUGUCUGGGAAGAGGACGUACCGUAUUCCGUUCCGGGAAGUCAGCGGCAUAAAAGAGCUGCUCCAAAGCAGACGCAGGUGGAGCAACAAGAGCUGCCGCGGAUCUCGGGCCCGCCGCGAUUGCGUUCGACGAAGAAGGAGUACGUUGAUCCCUUCAAAGCGGAAACAGACUUCCAGCUGCAACAGGAACAGCAACCCAAGGUGAGCCGACCGCCACGUCUACGGACUAACAAGAAAUACGCCGGCCCCCGCGGUGAUAACGUAGUAGUCUUCAACGGAGAAGAAGGCGAGCGCCAAGCCCCGUCAGUGCAACCCCGUCUCCGGCGAUCGAAGACGUAUAUCAAUAAGCUUGAUCAUGCUAGCUCUACUAGUCAAGGAUCCGAGGAGUCCUUGGAUAGCGAUAAAACGGUACGUCCUAUUGUACGUAGCUCGCAUACUAAAUAUGCUGCGCCAAGAAUUGACGGUGAGGAAGAAGAAGACAUUUGGCUACAAUUAGCCGAGAAAUGCGUGGUAAAAUGAGAUGGCCUUCGUAGAUUAAUAAGAUACUGUGCGCAUAGCAUCGUACAUCGGAUAGAUAGAAUACAUACUAACAAUC
This is a messenger RNA of Daldinia loculata, 1139 nucleotides long. RefSeq lists its product as uncharacterized. The coding region runs from base 131 to 1063 and encodes 310 amino acids. Lineage: Eukaryota; Fungi; Ascomycota; Sordariomycetes; Xylariales; Hypoxylaceae. The transcript has a single exon. The record is from RefSeq and is a predicted model, not a curated record.